AUGAGCACCGCUGCAAACCCCUAUGCUCCCUACCUCGCUAUCAACCCGACUGCACCCCUUAGUGCCAUCACCACGCCUUACCCUCCGGCUGGGCCGGUCCUGCAAGCAACCGCGAGUCCAUCACUCGUACCCCCAGCAGACCGACAGGCGAUAAUCGCUCUGCCGGUCAAGGCGCCGCAUCAGUGGAAGCGAGCAGUCAAGACGGGCAUGUUUAUCAACGAGGAAGAGGUGUUGAAUGGAGAGUUGAUACCAAAGGGGCCUAUCGGAGGGCAAGAGCAAGCGGAACAGGCGGGUUGA
Molecule: messenger RNA, 297 nt
Organism: Phanerochaete carnosa HHB-10118-sp
Lineage: Eukaryota; Fungi; Basidiomycota; Agaricomycetes; Polyporales; Phanerochaetaceae
Exons: 2
Coding region: 1-297 (98 amino acids)
Source: RefSeq, a predicted model, not a curated record